Messenger RNA from Spodoptera frugiperda (fall armyworm), 2154 nucleotides. It is a transcript of the gene Stoml2, whose product is annotated as stomatin-like protein 2, mitochondrial. Bases 121 to 1365 code for a protein of 414 amino acids. Lineage: Eukaryota; Metazoa; Arthropoda; Insecta; Lepidoptera; Noctuidae. The record is from RefSeq and is a predicted model, not a curated record. Gene Ontology annotation, cellular component: membrane. The transcript is spliced from 8 exons.
UGACAUUAUGUCAUUGUCUCUGAUUCUCUGUUUCUGACUGAAGACGAAAUUCUGGCGAAAAAAGGAAUUUUAUGGAAUGGAAAGUGAAAUUACAGGGGAAUAUACUUCAAGCACAUAAAAAUGUUCACUCGAUCCAGAUUGUUUUUCUCCAGGACCAUCCCAUUGCGCAAUGUUUUUAACGUGGAUUACCAAAACAAUACACACAAUAAUGCUCGGUUUUUAUACAGCAUAACGACUACAAGAAGUCGGUCUACUACUCCGCUCAAUACCAUUGUCAUGUUUGUUCCACAACAAGAGGCAUGGAUCGUGGAGCGUAUGGGUAAAUUUCACCGGAUUCUUGAGCCAGGACUGAAUCUGUUGUGGCCCAUAGUAGAUAAGAUAAAGUAUGUGCAGAGCUUGAAGGAAAUUGCAAUUGACGUUCCGAAACAGAGUGCCAUCACAUCAGACAAUGUUACAUUGAGCAUUGAUGGAGUGCUUUAUCUUCGUAUCAUUGAUCCUUAUUUAGCAUCAUACGGAGUUGAAGAUCCUGAGUUUGCUAUCACACAGCUGGCUCAAACUACUAUGCGUUCCGAACUUGGUCAGAUUUCACUGGACAAGGUAUUCCGGGAGAGAGAAUCACUGAAUGUAGCUAUUGUUGAUGCCAUCAACAAAGCCAGUGAGGCUUGGGGCAUCACUUGUCUGCGAUAUGAAAUUCGGGAUAUCAAACUGCCCACUCGUGUGCAUGAGGCUAUGCAAAUGCAAGUGGAGGCCGAGCGGCGGAAAAGAGCAGCUAUCUUGGAGUCUGAGGGAGUGCGCGCUGCUGACAUCAAUGUCGCCGAGGGCAAGCGACAGGCUAGAAUAUUGGCGUCAGAGGCUGAAAAACAAGAACAGAUAAACAAGGCAUCUGGUGAGGCACAAGCUAUGCUAGCUGUUGCUGAAGCUCGCGCUAGGGGACUGAAGCUUAUUGGGGGUGCUCUAGCUCAAAGGGAUAGCAAGCAUGCCGCCUCUUUGACUCUGGCUGAACAAUAUGUGUCUGCAUUCAACAAACUAGCGAGAACCAAUAAUACCCUCAUUCUACCGGCGAACGCAGGAGAUGUAUCCAACUUAGUGGCUCAGGCAAUGUCAAUAUAUUCAACAGUGACAGCACACAACACACAAGGCAAAACACAGCCUGAAAUCUCAGAAAGUUAUGAGGAGCCUCUAGUCAAACUUAAUGCUUUAACAGAAAAGGGGUCCACGUUGGCUGGCCCAGCUAUUGCCAAUUAUGAUGACACCUUAGCAGAAUACUUCUCAGACGAUGAAGAAAGGGAAAAAGCAUUAAGGGGUCUUAAAGAGAAAAAAGACUUACAAUCACAACAGCAAAGUAAACUAGAAAAGGACACAUAGAAUUGUUAUUUAGUGCCAGCCUUGUAAACCUUUCAAACACCAGCAUACAUUAAAAAAAGAAUUCUUUAUGGUCUUCCAAAAUUAUUUUUCAUUGUUUUCUUGUAAAGUAAUAUUGGCAAAUUGGGUACUAUCCUCGGUCAAAAAUAAAUUAUUACAACUUUUCAAUACAAUAAAAUAUUUAAAAAUAAUCACACUCUCAUUCAUAAAUUUGAUGAACUAUUUAAUUUUCGAUUUUUUCUAGCUAAAUUUCUAGAAAUAAGUCUGCUAUUUGACGUCAUAACGCACUAUUUCAUACAAAGUUCAUAGAAAAUAUCGUUUUUGACGUUUCGAAAAAAGUAUUGAAUUUGACUAGUAGGAAAGUAGCCUAUUGCAAUAAUAAUUAUAGUUUCUAGUUUUAUGUGUUGAAGUUCUAUGAAUACAAUGCAUGUUUUUGAAAAAGUAAAUUAUAUUUCUUAGGUUUAGUUAUGUGGUGUUAAAAAGGUUUCAAAAACCAUUUUCUCUGCAUUUCAAUAUGUAGCUGUGGAACUUUGUUGUGUACCUCUGUGCAUUAGGAACUAGUUCUGAAAGAAAAACGUAAAACAAUUGCAAUGAAAUGCAUUUAUUUUAACACAUUGUACAGUACAGUCAGUUCCAAGUGUAACAAAAUGUUAAUGUACAGAUAUGCAAUAUUUUUAAAAUAAAUCAUAUCUCAUUAGUUGGUCACCUUAAGUUAUUUAUUGUGAAAUAACUGGAGAAAAUUAAAAUAAACUAUUACAAAAAAACAUACAAAAAUAAAUCUUUUCAUCUCUA